AUGGAUAAAAUCUCGAGUCGCGUGAGCGGAGAGUCUCUGCUCAUCGAAAAGAAGCACCGGGCGCUCAUGAUGGGUCUUGUCCCUUACCGCACCCGGGACGCUUCCAUGGCACAAAAUUACCCCGACAUCACAUCCCAGGGCAUCCAUGUUUUCGUCGACAUGUCCAAUAUCGAUAUUGGGUACCAGACCACAUUAAAAGAGAGUCGAUCCAUCCACAAAAGCUCCCGUCUCUCACCUAUGCCUCACCUAAACCUAGAGCUUCUAACCAAAAUUCUGAUCCGAGAUCGGCCAGUGACAGCCCUCAAUGUGUGCUGUUCUACUCUUCCAGGACGUUCAGAACCUCGAUAUGUGCAGCAGCUGCGAGAGUUGGGGUACCACAUUGAUCUAAGAGAACGCAAAAGGGUCAACGACGGGCUUUUCUCAGCAAAGGCGCCUGAGACACUUCGUUAUGUAGAAGACCUUGUAGAUGAGACGCUACAGUCUUGGCUACCGGGGAUGCGAAGCCGGCUGUACACUCGGAUGGCUUCUUCUCAUAUAUGCAGCGUGCGCUACGGAUGGGCUGGAAUGUUGAAGUCAUCUCCUGGAAGAGCAGCCUCUCCCUGA
Messenger RNA from Trichoderma gamsii, 603 nucleotides. RefSeq lists its product as hypothetical. The transcript is spliced from 2 exons. The record is from RefSeq and is a predicted model, not a curated record. The coding region runs from base 1 to 603 and encodes 200 amino acids. Lineage: Eukaryota; Fungi; Ascomycota; Sordariomycetes; Hypocreales; Hypocreaceae.